This is a messenger RNA of Gaeumannomyces tritici R3-111a-1, 3035 nucleotides long. RefSeq lists its product as hypothetical. The record is from RefSeq and is a predicted model, not a curated record. NCBI's taxonomy places the organism in Eukaryota, Fungi, Ascomycota, Sordariomycetes, Magnaporthales, Magnaporthaceae. The transcript has a single exon. Bases 354 to 2576 code for a protein of 740 amino acids.
GUCCCGCAUCCCGCGUCGUCCCGCCCCCAUUCUGUGAACUCGAGAGUCUGAAGUCUGGUCCGACAACAGCCCUCCGUCUUGAGCCUAACGGUAGCCGCCCAACGCACUGGCACCUCAAACCUCAAGCUGUCCCGGAUCAACGCUCAGCUGGCGGCAAUGGGUGCUGCCGCAAUUGCUGCUCUGCCGAUCGUCCUACCCUGAAGGAAGCACGGCGAGCUCCCCACCCCACCCCCAAACCGCCUCCAGCGCGCCAGAGCGCGCACCACGUACAACGCCCCGUACGCCCCGUACGCCCUGUCUGGAACCUGUGCGCCUACCCGACGCAGCCGCCUCUGCCCUCCGCCGCUGCCGCCAUGGCCGGCGACUCCAACAACCCGUUCCGCCGCAAGGGCCCCUCCUUCGCGACCCCUCCCGCCAUAUCCGCGCCCAACUUCCCUGGCGCCCACACGAGAAGCAUCGGCGCCGGCAGCGCCUCCGAAGGGGGCCACUACUUUGACCAGCCCCUCGAACCUGCCUCCUCAGACCAGACCCCGGCGUCUAGCAGCGAGAUGUUCAAGCAGCAGCUUCAAUCCCUGCCCAAGUCCGCCCAAGCCCCUCCGUCGACCACGUUCCAGAAGCCCAAGCCCGUCAAGAAGGUCCGCGUCCAGUCGCCCCCGCCCUCGUCGCCCGAGUCUGCCCACGACGACGACUUUGAAGCCCGAUUUCCCCGGGAUCCAGAUUACUCGGCGGGGUUCGCCCUGCACCACCCCCCACGGAGCGACAGCGGAUCUGACGAGAGCGAGGUUGAGGCGGACGGUGAUCCCUUUGUCGGCGGCAGUAGCUCCGUCCCGCCGAUACAGCAGACUGGCGAUGAGGAGACAGGGAUCGGUAGACGUCAUGCGGGCGGGCUGGCGGGACGGGAAGGCUGGGACCCUCUUGGCGUGGAACAGCAACAGGCUUCAUCGGCCUCAUCGGGUCGCACUCCUCCGAACCCUUUCCAGCGCACCCUAGGGGCCCUUGGACAACCAUACAAAGACGGAACAGCCGGCGGGGCUGCUUCGGCGUCUCCUGCUGGCAAGGCGCCACUGGACGUCGACGCAUUUAGACGCUUGCUGAUGACGGGCCAAUCAGAGGCGGCUGCGAAUUCUCAUGGUCAUCACUCACACCAACAGUACGGGAACUCGGCACACCCCCCGGCAGCGCACCACCAGGCCGACGCGGCGAGCAUUACGGAUGCCUCGUCCGUAUCGCGGCACUCCAUUUCCGACGAGCGCUCCAGUAGCGGCAACCCCACAACAGAGACACCUCGCACAUCGCAUGAAAUAUCGGAGCCCGAAGGCGAAGAGGAGCAACACGGCCUGAUAUCUUCAUACGCAAUGCAACCACCGCGGACGACUUUGCGCAAGAAACCACCCCCUCCAGUUUCGAGGCAUGGGAAAUUAAUCAAGGUGGAGUUGGGGAAGGACAACCCCAACGGAGCCGCUCAACCAAGACAGGACGACGUCGGGCUGGCAUCACCCACAGGCUCUUCAACAGACUUGAACAAGCCGCUCCCGCCCGCGCCGAGACAGCAGGUGGACGAUGCCAGGGAGAGUGUUUUCGACCGGGAGGCUGCCGGCAAGAUACCAGAGGUCGACGUCGACCCCGAUGCCCCGGAGGAAGAUAUACCAGCACCACGACCCCCGACGCCGCCGAAUGCCUCCCACUCCACGACAACGCCAGUGCCGGCCUCACAGCCCCAACUCCAAGAGUCUCUAGUGAGCCGCUUCUCAACGGCGGCCACCAGAAAACCGGCGCCGCCACCCAGGAGACAAGCACACGGGAGGAGUGACAGCAGGGCUACGAUAACAUCCAGCGCGUCUCUGUCGUCGCCCACGAUGCCUACACACCCACCAUACUCGCCGAUGAGGGAAAAUCAGUUGGAUGGAUUGGACCAGGGAUCUGAGCGCAAAGUCUCAUCCGAAUCCGUCCGCUCCCGAUCGUCGAGCAUGCGAACCCCUGGGGCAGCGCCGCCCGCCCCGCCGCCCCCUCGCCGACCUAGCAACAUUUCGGCUCCGCCACGCCGGUCUUCAUAUGGGCUUGGGCUGUCGCUUUCACUAGGUGGUCCUCCAGAAACACCAUCCCCGGGGGCAGGCCCGGAGAUUGGCUUGGGGAGCGGACAUGAGGAUGAGCGCAGCCCGAAGGCUCCAAUCACUCCUCCGACGGCUGGCGCGACCCUCAAGAACAGCAACACCCCCAGUCCUAGCAACUCUAUCAGAAGGCCGGCGGUGCUGCUGCCACCGCCGCCGCCCCCGGCAAGACAACGUUCAAUGCGCAAUGGCGGCGGUCGACCUGCCAGCAUAAAGAGCGUCGACUCCACAUCCCGCCGGGCGGGAUCAAGGGAGAAUGGCCCGGCCCCUACUGCAGGGCCGCCUCCGCCUCCUCCGCGUCCGCGGGUUCGUGGUGGUAGCCACACCGACGGUAGCACUGCAGACAGCAGCAGCGGCGCUGUGGGCGUUGGGGAGGGAGACGGUACGCCCGGCGGGGCUGAAAACAUACUGGCGGACCUGGACGCGCUGCAGAGAGAGGUCGAUGCAUUGCGGGGCCAGGUUUCCUGACAUGUCGCGGCGUUUCUACGAGGAGCGGGCGAGGUUGGAGAGACAUGGCCUGUUCUAGCAGCCACAUAAUGGUAGGAAAAUGGGUGUUAUAUAUUGCUAUGGCUUAAUCAGGACAACUAGGAUGUUGAAUGUCUGAAUCUGGGCGUCGCGGCUGCAAUUUCUUUCAUGUGUUCUGGGUGUUGGCUCUGUUAGUAUCGACUCGCGAUGUAGUAUGCUGGCUGGACAUGCAAUGGAUAUGAGGUGCUUGAUUACGGGUAAAUGGAUAGCAAAGCUAUGCUGAGCAGAUUAAGACGGGAUGGGCAUAGUUGCGAAACUGGGUAUUAGCAGCUAGGAAGGAGAGGUUUUGCGAGUAUGUGUUUCGUAGCUGUGAUACAGCAACUCGGGCCCCGUCUUGCUCAAGGCCAGCGAUAGCUCGCAGAUGCCACCGUAUCACCGACCGGCAGUCGGCUGAAACACGGC